AUGUCCACUGCUAAAGAGCACCUCGUGCUCUUAGUCCCUCCCACUGUUGUUGAGACUCUUCUAAUUAUGGCUACCGGCAUCACCACCGAGCGACCAGCCACCAUUUUCCUCUAUGCCCUGGGGGCUAAUUUUGUCUUGAUGGCCAUAUGGAAUAUCUUCAUAUGGCCAUUCUUUCUCAAUCCACUGAGACAUCUUCCUACAGUUCAUGGCCCUUUAAUUGGCGCAAAAGUAUUUCUGCGUCAUCCUCGCGGCAAAAUCGCCGUCGACUGGCUACGAACUAUCCCAAAUGAAGGCCUGAUUCACUUCCGAGAGGCUCUGAACUUCAGCUUCCUUAUCGCGACCAACCACCGCGCCCUAAUGGACGUCUUGCAUACAAACAGCUACGACUUUGUCAAGCCUCCUGGUGCCAGAGCAUUCCUUGCUCGUGGGCUUGGAUAUGGCCUCAUUCUUUCGGAAGGAGACGCUCAUCGUGCACAGCGUAAGGCUGUCACUCCUGCGUUCACGAUCAAAAACAUUCGCAGCAUGUACCCCCUGAUGUGGAGCAAGACUCAGCUCUUCCUUUCGGAGGUGGAGAAGGCGAUCAAGCUUGACCCGGCACCGGGCGAAAAAUCAGGGCAGGCAGGCUUUGUGGAGAUCCAAGGCUGGGCAAAUCGCUUGACCUUGGACAUUAUUGGCCCUGCGGCCAUCGGCCGGGACUUCCAAUCCCUCGAGAACGAAAACGAUCCGGUGUCACAGAACUAUAAUGCCAUUUUGAAGCCAUCUGCUGACCUGUUGCUCCUUUUUGCUGUGUCGCUUGUGCUGCCUCAGUGGCUCGUGAGCAGCAUCCCUUGCAAGGCAAACAUUGUCCUUCCACGAAAGGUCAAAUAUCUGCGAGCGGUAUUCCACGACAUUUUGCGUGAGAAAAGGCAGCAGCUUGCCUUGGAAAAGAAUCAGGACAAAAAUGUUGAAGGCGAUAUUCUCGGCACGAUGAUGCGAGGCGGGGAGUUUACUGACGAUGAGCUGAUUGACCAAAUGCUCACGAUCCUGGCGGCUGGGCACGAGACUACUGCAGGCGCUCUCACCUGGUGCUGCUACCAGUUGAGCAUCCAGCCACACAUCCAAGACAAGCUGCGUCAGGAAAUUCGCGGAACAAUUCCCUCCCUCAACGCCUCCGUCUCCUGGCAAGUCCUCGAAGGAAUGCCCUACCUUAACGGCGUCUGUCAAGAAGUCCUCCGCCUCUACCCGACAGUCCCCAUGACAGGCCGUGAAGCGAUCCGUGAGACAACAAUUGCCGGAAAGAAAAUUCCCAAAGGCACAACUGUCGCGCUCUGCCCGCAGGCCGUCAACCGCAGCUUCGAAUUCUGGGGCGAAAAUGCGGACCAUUUUCUCCCAGAAAGAUGGAUCGAUACAGACCCCGAGACUGGAAAGCAGUCGCCUAACAAACACGGUGGCGCGUCUACGAAUCUCGCCCAGAUUACUUUCCUUCAUGGAUCGCGUGCGUGCAUUGGGAAGGAUUUUGCCAAGGCCGAGUUCAGAUGCGCCGUUGCAGGACUAUUCGGACAGUUCCAGCUUCAGAUGAAGGAUCCGGGACAGAAGAUCACUUUUGGCGGAACCCUUACCAGCCAGCCGAUUGAAGGCAUGCAUCUGAAGUUGACCAAGUUGGAAGGGUGGGAGGUAUAA
Messenger RNA from Penicillium argentinense, 1659 nucleotides. Its product is annotated as cytochrome P450. The transcript is spliced from 4 exons. Bases 1 to 1659 code for a protein of 552 amino acids. NCBI's taxonomy places the organism in Eukaryota, Fungi, Ascomycota, Eurotiomycetes, Eurotiales, Aspergillaceae. The record is from RefSeq and is a predicted model, not a curated record. Gene Ontology annotation, molecular function: oxidoreductase activity, acting on paired donors, with incorporation or reduction of molecular oxygen; heme binding; monooxygenase activity.